Messenger RNA from Octopus bimaculoides (California two-spot octopus), 3156 nucleotides. Its product is annotated as centrosome and spindle pole-associated protein 1. Lineage: Eukaryota; Metazoa; Mollusca; Cephalopoda; Octopoda; Octopodidae. The record is from RefSeq and is a predicted model, not a curated record. Gene Ontology annotation, biological process: positive regulation of cytokinesis. Gene Ontology annotation, cellular component: spindle pole; microtubule; centrosome.
UGCUUAGCGAAAGGACGUGUUUAUUGUCGCUCCGGCUUCACGUCGCUGAAUGCCAGCGUCGUGAAUUUUUGACGUACAACUACAGUCAUUAGACUGCGGACAUGCUGGAACACCGUCUUGAAGAACUUUUCGUCUAAUGAAUCGACUUCGGUACUUAUUUUUUUAAACCUGAUAUUUGUUCUAUCGGUGUCUUUUUGCCGAACGGCUUGGUUAUAGGGACGUAAACAAACCAAUGUGGGUUGUCAAGCAGUGUUGUGGGACAAACACAAAAACACAGACAGACAGACACACCCAUGUAACUUAAAAAUGGUUGCCGCUAUGACAGAAACUGAUAUUGACCAAUUUAUUCGAGAACAGAAAACUAAACUGCAGAAGGAAAGAAAUAAUCUUGAGUUACCCCAAAACAGACAAGUUUUGACUGAUUCUUCUAAUAUUCCUGGAGAUCCUGUUUCCUAUGUGACCCCCCGACAAAAUGGUGCUGCUACCAGACAGAAUGAGCUCCUUAUAUCUAAGGAGAAUGAAAUGACAAUUCCACAACUGGAAUCCCCUGCAAGGAAGAACCUCUCCCGGCAGGAAUUGAACAUUGGACGCUUGGAACGACAGCUAAAUGAGCUGAGGGCCAUGUCAGUGUCUGCAGGAGAGAAGCUGAACAGUCAAAGACAGACAACACAACAGCCUGAGCCACCACCAAAACCAGUGACCAAGAACACUACUGAAUCUGUGGAUUUUUUUUCUAAGUUUGGUGAAUAUGACAAAAGAAAGAAGAAGCUCAGAGAAGAACUAGAGAACGAUUACCAAAAGCAUUUGGCUGGGGAGAACCUGCGACGUUAUGGUAAUUCUAAAGGACCUGUAGACAAUACAGCUUCACACCCAGGCUUUGGAAGCAGUUUAUCACUGGAUGUGUUUGGUGUAGAAAAGCCUUUGUUGCGUAAUCGCUUGAAAGCUAUUGAGAACACAGAAAGUUCAGAGCCCAAUAAACAUAUCAAAUGGGCAAAUGGACCCCAUGAAAGGAGUAGAGAUGAACCGAAUACUAGCAGGCAAUACCAACCAACGCUUAAUGAAGAAAUAGAGUCUCGUCUUCGAAGAAACCAAUCACCAUUACUUGCAGUAUCUAAUAAUUUACUUGAUGAUCCUCUUUGGGACAAACUACGAGAAGGACCACAUCCUUUAGACUCCAAAAUUUCCCCUCUCCCUCAAAGCCAUCCACUGCCAACUCUGCCAGCCACCAAUAUAUCACAGAUCUUCACAGCAAACAAGGGAACUGAACAAUUUCAACACAAAAGCCCUAUAAACCCAGGAACUCCCACCAGAAGUCGAUAUCCUCCAAGAAAGACUGAAGAAACCUAUGCUACUUUACCAUUAGGUACAGAGAGGAGAAGUGCUAGACAAAGAAAAAAGCAGAGCUAUCGGGAGGAACUUCAAAGACAAAUUGAUGAAAAGAAUGCUGCCAAACUGGAAGAGAAAGAAAUGUCGAAAAAAAUCUAUGAACCCUUGCUACCAUUUGGUCAGGCUAAGAAGGAAACUCAACCUGCGACAAAAGACAUUCUCCAAGAUUAUAGAAGCCCUCCACUUGACUCUCAGCAUCCUCAAUUAUCUGGGAGAUUUACAGGGACUGACAACCAACAGCUUAUGAGCAGAAGUAUCAGCACCCUACCACAAAACAAUCAUGUACCACCUCUCCCUCCCAGUUUGCUCUAUGAACCAUCUGGUCUGUUACAAGAUGGUGCUAGCAGUUCCAUUGAUGAUGCAUAUCGUUUUUAUGGCAUUAAAGACCAUUUUGAUAACUCAGUGACAACAGGUUUUGAACCUUCCUUCCUUGGUAACAGAACUGAAGAACUAGAAACUAAAGCACAGCCAAAAAAGAACUUUUCAAAUGUAGCAAGCUCCAAAGAAAACUUUGGUGCCAGACCUGGGGCUUUGGUAUUUGGUGAGUCAGAUAACAAUAUGAACAGCACAAGGAAGAAAGAGCAAAUUUAUUUAAAGGCACUGGAGAGGCAGAUUGAAGAGAAAAAAGCUCAAAAGCUGAAAGAAAAGCGAGAAUUAGAGAAUUAUGAGAAAACACUUGAAGAAGAAAGUCGAAAUUACAAUCCAUUUGGUCGUGGAGGUGGUGGUGCUCCCUUAAAAGAUUCUAGUGGAAAUGUUCUUGCUAAUCUUCGCCAGAUUAAAAGAGACUUGAUGAAUGAAGAUCCAACUGCAAGGAUUAACCAAAUUACUUCAGCCUCCUUGCAGGAGAUGUCUAAUUUUGGUUUAUCUUCUAAAGAAGUUACUGCAGGUCCUCAUUCAAAUUUGAACAACCCUCUCAUGGAAACUUCCCAUGCUAGAGGAGGUCAUGGUAUAUUUGGACAACCGAAAACUGAAGCCCAGAAAUCUGCUAUGGACCAGUAUCGUGAUGAACUACAAAAGCAGAUUAUGGAGAAAAGAAACAGAAAACUGGCUGAGUUGGAACUUCAGAAACAAGAGGAAGAUAAAGUUAACAAACGUUUGGAAGAUGAUCGCAAGAAGAUGCAGGAAGAGUUUGAACAGGAAAUGAAAAAGAAAAAAGCUAAAGCUGAAGAAGAGAGAAGACGUGAAGAAGAGAUGAAGCAAUUGCUGGAAAGCAAGAAGGCAGCAGCAGAGAAACAGUUAAAGGAGGCUGAAGAAAAGCGAGAAAGAGAGAGGAGAGAGAGAGAGAGAAAGCUAGAGGAAGAACAACAACAACAACAUCAGCAACAACAGCCAUCACAACGUCCGAAAUCACCACCAGUUCCAGCUUUGCAUCGUAAGAUCAAGUCAAACAACUCAAAACAGAAUUCUCCUAGAGAAUCUAUUAGCUCUAUUAGGCCAGGCUCUGCUAGGGCCAGCACUUCUAGACCAGACUCUGGCCUCCAGUCAACUAAAAUAUCAGGUUCUUCUUCUUCAAGACAAGAGGCUCCAAGAGCUCAAAGUGCUGAUGUCCUAAACCAACUGAAAGUAUUAAAGAAAGGGUUACAUCAGAAAUUACUCGAAAAUGAUCUGAGAGAUGCUGCUGUAAGUUUGAUCACAUUCACACACACACACACACACUCACACACACAAAUAACUGUGUGUGUAUGUAGUAUAGAUGACAUUGUCCUUCACUGUACCGAACAACCAGCUAACAACUUGACAGCUUAUGUCAUGUCCUCAGUGAAUGUCUAA